Messenger RNA from Nasonia vitripennis (jewel wasp), 1595 nucleotides. RefSeq names its product integrin-linked protein kinase homolog pat-4 (gene Ilk). The coding region runs from base 52 to 1401 and encodes 449 amino acids. Gene Ontology annotation, molecular function: protein binding; ATP binding; protein kinase activity. The transcript has 7 exons. NCBI's taxonomy places the organism in Eukaryota, Metazoa, Arthropoda, Insecta, Hymenoptera, Pteromalidae. The record is from RefSeq and is a predicted model, not a curated record. Gene Ontology annotation, cellular component: focal adhesion; stress fiber. Gene Ontology annotation, biological process: protein phosphorylation; cell-matrix adhesion; substrate adhesion-dependent cell spreading.
GAACGCCUUUUCAUUAUCUUCUGAACCAAAGUGCAAAAUAAAACGUCAGGGAUGGAGGAUAUUUUUCAGUGGUGUCGCGAGGGUAAUGCGAUGCAAGUUCGUGUUUGGCUCGAUGACACUGAACAUGAUAUGAAUCAGGGGGAUGAUCACGGCUUCAGUCCUCUUCACUGGUGCUGCAAAGAAGGUCACACAAAAUUGGCUGAACUCUUGGUCAGCAGAGGAGCACGUAUCAAUGCCACGAAUAGAGGAGACGAUACACCAUUGCAUCUAGCUGCUGCCCAUGGCCAUAGAGAAAUUGUGCAAUUGUUACUUAGAAAUAGAGCAGAUGUCAAUGUCACCAAUGAACAUGGUAAUACUGCUCUUCAUUAUGCCUGCUUCUGGGGAGAUCAGGCAGUGGCUGAGGAAUUAGUUGCAGCUGGAGCAUUGGUAUCCAUUGCGAACAAGGAUAGCGAUACACCACUUGAUAAAGCUCGAGGGCCUCUAGCCAAAAGAUUACAUGAUCUCGCUGUUGAAUUUGGGCAAGAUCUAAAGAAAAUUCAGUUCAAGGAUCAAAGUUGGCUUGGUCUGAAAACAAGGAGCCGUGAUGCGACCUUAUCAAGACACAAGGGAAUCAACAUGGCAGAUUUAUCUUUGCACACGCAGUUAGCUGUAUCUCCAAGUGGAGAAACGUGGCGGGGUCGUUGGCAAAAUAACGAUAUUGUUGCGAAGAUUUUAAGUGUACGAGAGUGUUCUGCGCGAAUUUCCAGAGAUUUUAAUGAAGAAUUUCCAAAGCUAAGAAUAUUUUCACAUCCAAACGUUCUUCCAGUUUUGGGAUGUGUAAAUCAACCUCCUAGAUUAGCUACUGUAUCACAGUACAUGGCAAGAGGCAGUCUUCACCGUUUGUUACACGGUGGCACUGGAGUCGUCGUUGACACAGCUCGUGCUCUGCGUUUAGCUCUCGACGUUGCAAGAGCUAUGGCAUUUUUACAUGGCUUGGAAAGGCAAAAUCGAUGCAGGUUUCAUUUGAACAGUAAACACGUCAUGAUCGACGAGGAUUUGACAGCGCGUGUAAAUAUGGCAGAUUCAAAGUUUUCCUUCCAGGAAGUUGGUCGAAUUUACGAACCAGCUUGGAUGUCUCCAGAAGCCCUGAGCAAAAAGCCAUCCGACAUAAAUUUAGAAGCCAGCGACAUGUGGAGCUUUGCAGUAUUAUUAUGGGAACUUGCCACCAGGGAAGUGCCGUUCGCCGACCUAUCUCCUAUGGAAUGUGGAAUGAAGAUUGCUCUAGAGGAUCUACGUGUCAGUAUUCCUCCGGGAAUUUCCCCGCAUCUUGCAAAGCUCAUUAGGAUUUGCAUGAACGAAGAUCCGGGUAAACGCCCGUCAUUCGACAUGGUGGUUCCGAUUUUGGAUAAAAUGAAGCGUUGAGAAUAAUGCGUCUGCUAUUGCGGAUCAAUUUUUUCAUGUGUUCAUUGAAUUCUGCAAGCGUCAAAGAAAAUCUCUAUCACUGACUAACACGACGCUUGGAAUAUUUUUAUAAUACUUUAUUCUCAAAGUGCCUAGAUAUAACGACGUAACUUAUAGUAAAGCUUUUGUAAGUUUAUAAUGCGAGAACGAUCGAA